This is a messenger RNA of Punica granatum (pomegranate), 798 nucleotides long. Lineage: Eukaryota; Viridiplantae; Streptophyta; Magnoliopsida; Myrtales; Lythraceae. The record is from RefSeq and is a predicted model, not a curated record.
UUUUCGCUUCUUAAGAAUUGGUCAGAACUGAAGCGACUAGAGGAGGAAUAUUAUAUAUUGGCGAGCUGAAGAUCGAUCUUCCACUCGCUCGGAGAUGGCUCGCAACGGCGUCUCCUUCAUCACCGGAGCUCAGCUUUUGUCCCUCCGGCGCCGCCCCAAUAUCGCCGUUAUCGACGUCAGGGAUGAAGAGAGGAGCUAUGACGGGCACAUACCGGGCUCUCUGCACUUUGCUAGCGACUCCUUCUCCGAUAAGAUCUCCGAUCUCAUUCAGACCGUGAAGCAGAAGGAUACCCUAGUUUUCCACUGCGCUUUAAGCCAGGUUCGUGGACCCACUUGUGCUAGGAGACUGGCCAGUUAUCUUGAGGAGGUGAAGGAGGACGUGGGAAUUAAGGACAUCUUGGUCCUUGAGAGGGGCUUUAAUGGCUGGGAGUCUUCUGGGAGACCUGUAUGCCGCUGCACUGACAUCCCCUGUAAGGCUCAUAACCUAUGAGCCUUGGUCUGGUCCAGUUACUCUCAGGACAUAGAGAUGUUUUGAGAGGCACGAAUCGGUCGAGACCAUUCUUCUCUAUUCUAUUAAAGCUGUCUGAGCUCUGUGACACUGGAUUCUAACCUGUUAUAUUGCAUUGGCACAAUAUAUGUUGUCGAUGAAUUGAGAUUACAUCGUAAUCUUACAGACAGAAAUAGGCGGUGUGCCUUCUAAAGUGGCCGGAAUUAAUCUGCAUUCGCAUGUACUUUAAUGAGAUCCAAGCGAACUUUCGGUUAUUUCUUCUGAUAUCAAAAAAACGUUUUCGCAGCAAA